ACACUUAGUAUAUAUGGUAACCAACUCUCAGGUUCCUUCCCUUCCAUCAUUUUCACCAUGCCUUCGUUGAUAUCUACUGACUUAAGUCAUAAUGGAUUAUCUGGUGGACUCGAUCUCUCCAACCAUUUUUGAGUAUCUUCCUAAUUUGGAAGUGCUUUAUUUGUAUGAUAACACGUUUGUUGGUGAAAUACCAUCCACUUUAUCAAAAUGCAGACAUUUGCAACAUUUAUCCUUGGCGAACAAUCGUUUAACAGGAGUCAUACCAAAAGAAAUCGGAAAUUUGACUCGACUUAAGUCGUUAUUUCUUGGCCUCAAUAGUCUCCAAGGAAACAUUCCACAGGAGUUGGGAAAUCUUGCACAACUGAGGAGUUUUUCACUUGUAUCUAAUCAUCUCAUCACUGGAGUCAUACCAAAAAAUAUUCUAAACUUGACUCGGCUUCAGAUGUUUUCUCUAUACCAAAAUAAAAUCCAAGGAGUCAUACCAAAAGAAAUCGGAAAUUUGACUGAGCUUAAGGGGAUGCAUUUUGGCUACAAUCAACUACAAGGUGAGAUGCCACAUGAAAUCGGUGAUCUUCAUAAUCUAGAGGAGUUGGGACUCUCAUGGAACAACCUAGUUGGACCUAUUCCAACCACCAUCUUCAACAUCUCAACAAUUAAAAUAAUUGGAAUUGCAGGAAAUAAACUCUCAGGAAUUCUUCCAUCUAAUACUAAAGUUCCAAAUCUUGAGCGUCUUACAAUGGGAUCUAAUGAUUUUAGUGGGCCAUUUCCAAGCUUCAUCAGCAAUGCUUCCAAGCUUUCAAUGCUAGAUAUUUCAAGUAAUUCAUUCACAGGCUUCAUUCCUAGUACAAUUGGUAAUUUAAGAAACCUUGAGUGGCUUGUCUUGGCGGACAAUUACUUGACAUCACCCACUCCAAAUUUGGGCAUUUUUUCUUCUUUGGCAAAUUGCAAGAAUUUAAAACAUUUAGAGUUAUCAUCAAUUCCAUUCAAUAGCAUCCUUCCAAGUUCCAUAGGAAAUCUUUCUAUUUCCUUGGAAAAUGUUUACAUGAAUGAUUGCAAUAUUAGUGGCAACAUUCCAAAAGAGAUAGAAAACUUAAACCACCUGAUAGAAAUCCAACUUGAAAGCAAUGAAUUGACUGGACCUAUUCCAACUACACUAGGUGGACUACAAAAACUCCAAGGUUUGAAUCUUAGAGAUAACAAAAUUAGAAGGAUCCAUACCAGAUCAUCUUUGUCGUUUGAUUAAAUUAGUUGAGUUGCAACUAGAUGGUAACAACAUUUAUGGAUCUAUACCUGCAUGCUUAGGUAAUCUCACUACACUAAGAAAACUAUCAUUGGCCUCUAAUAGGUUAACCUCUGUC
Messenger RNA from Pistacia vera, 1358 nucleotides. Its product is annotated as LRR receptor-like serine/threonine-protein kinase GSO1. The transcript is spliced from 5 exons. Lineage: Eukaryota; Viridiplantae; Streptophyta; Magnoliopsida; Sapindales; Anacardiaceae. The record is from RefSeq and is a predicted model, not a curated record. The coding region runs from base 92 to 1243 and encodes 383 amino acids. Gene Ontology annotation, molecular function: protein binding.